Molecule: messenger RNA, 3063 nt
Organism: Aethina tumida (small hive beetle)
Lineage: Eukaryota; Metazoa; Arthropoda; Insecta; Coleoptera; Nitidulidae
Product: DENN domain-containing protein 1B-like
Exons: 15
Coding region: 145-2571 (808 amino acids)
Biological process (GO): endocytosis; endocytic recycling
Cellular component (GO): cytosol; intracellular membrane-bounded organelle
Molecular function (GO): guanyl-nucleotide exchange factor activity; phosphatidylinositol phosphate binding
Source: RefSeq, a predicted model, not a curated record
UGUGUACGGUUAUCGUGGUCUGUGUUUAUUUUGUUUAUGUAGUUUUUUAAUUGUGAAUUGUGCGGUGAAUAUGCCUCCAAAUUUACAUCAAUGAUUCGACGGUGAUCAUAAAUUAUGAAUUAUUAAAUUCGUAUUAGAACUGCCAUGGGGUCCAGAAUAAGGGAAGAUGUAACACAUUUCUUUGAAUGCUUCUGCGAAAUUGUUCCGCCGACUAACGAUAAAAGUGCGUGGAUCAUACAACAAUUCCCGGAAAAAUACAAGGACGAAGGAGUGCUAAAAUCUGUUCCAAAUUUUGCAUAUCCAUAUAAAUUUGAAAACACGGUCAUUCAGCACUAUUCUUUCGUUCUUACCGAUUUAGAAUCGAAAUGGACCUUUGGAUUCUGUCGGCACGAUCCAAAAUCGGAGACUGCAAUUGUAGUUUUAAGUUAUCUUCCAUGGCACCAGGCAUUCUACAAAUUCUUAGACACCACAGCAGUAUUAAUGCACAGUCCCAGAUCCGAUGACUUACAGGAGUUUUUGUCCUCGGUUUACAAUGCCAGAAUAGCCGCUCCCGGGAAUGAUUUCGUUGUUCCUUUUAAUAGAGGUGAAAAUGUGUAUUCGGUAGAGGUUCCUAGACCAUUCCAACUUCCAAGCAUACCAGAAAAUAGAAACUUAACGGAAUAUUAUAAUGCGGUGGACAUUAACAACAUGAUAAUGGUGUUCGCGUCGAUGUUGUUCGAAAGACGGAUAAUUUUCACGUCGAAAAAACUGAAGAGGCUGAGUGCGUGCGUCCAAUCUGCCAACGACAUCAUCUAUCCGAUGAACUGGCAGCACAUAUUCAUCCCUGUGCUGCCGAUGGCGCUCCAAGAGUACCUGCUGGCGCCGAUGCCCUUCCUCAUCGGCGUGCCUGCGGAGGUUUUGAAGAACGUCCGGAGGAGUGAAAUCGGAGACGUUGUGAUUUUAGAUGCGGACUCGAACACUGUGGAGAGCCCUUUCGACGACAUCAAUAAUUUUCCUCAAGAAGUGAUCACAUCGCUGAAAAAGCAGUUGCGCAACAAGUCAUCGUUACUGGGUGACGGUGUGUCCAGAGCGUUUCUGAGGGCGUUAGUGCAGCUGAUCGGCGGCUACAGGGACGCGCUCAAGUUCCAGCCCGGCGAAAAGGUGUCGUUCGACCAAGAGAAGUUUAUCGAAACGAGGCCCGCAUCGUUGCAGCCCUUCCUCAGGAAAAUGUUGCAUCUGCAGAUCUUCCAGCAGUUCAUUGACGAACGUGUCGCAAUGCUAAAUAACGGUUUGGGAUUUUCUGACGAGUUCGAGAUGGAGGCUUGCAUCUACUCGGAAAAAUCCAGUUCGAAGCUGAAACAACAGUACAAGGACUGGGCGUCUUCCAUGAAGCACGAGGGUAGCGCCCUCAUAAAAAAUAUCAAGGGAAAAGCGAAUCCUGCAAUGCGGUCCGCUGUAAAAACGUUUCGAAGGACAUCUUUCCAUUCCAAUAAGGUUGAGGUUGGCAACGAGGUAAAAGUUGGUGGCAAGGGAGUGAAGGACGUGUACAAGGAAAUAAAGUCAAGACUGAAAGAAAACCAACCCCAGCAGCCUAAAUCGGCGCCCAAUUCACCAACGGGGAAACGUCGAACCAUCGCCGGCUUUACCGUCCCCGCGGCCACUUACCGAAAGGAUCCUUCUUUCAAAACGGCCGGCAUCGAACGACCGUACAGUCCUUUGGAUCCGGCAUCGCAGCCAGUUUCACCGGACGGAUGCAACGCAUCACGUAGCGGCAGUCCCGGCCUGGAUAUACCCAGGAUUGAUCUCAUGAGCGAGCUGAAGGACCUCCUGAACCUGAAAACACCACCAGUCGAUCGAUCCCUGAAACCUGUGCGCAGUCUCGAGAACUUCAAAAGUUCCCCGCUCCCAAUCAACGCGACCAGUCCCGAGCACUGGGUGUUCCCGGGCGCAAACACGCGCACGGGCGCACCCAUGGCUUCUCCGCCCUCGUCCGCGCGUUUCUUCCUACCCUCGAACCACCACCACGGCGGCGCCCGUUCCCAGGACACCCAGAACCUGCUGCAGUCGCCGCCCGAAGAUGUGUUCCUGUCUCCGCCCGCCGUACCGCCGAGGGGGUCGGUAUCGUCGUCCGCUCCGAAAGAUCUCUUUGGCACAGCACCGUUCGUAGUUGGUGGCGGGCACUCGGAAAACGGGGAUCCGUUGUUCUAUGUCGCUAACCAGCACACGGUUGAUAUUGUUAAGCUGUCGCCACCCACGCGUUCGCCGAGAAGAAAGGUGGAGGAUACAACCGAAGACUUGAUUCGUUUAGAUUCUUCAUCGGAUAUAGAUAUAUUUGACCCGUUGAAAUCGCCUACGAAUUCCAACGAAGCACCAAUGUCGAUGUCUAACCCAGUGUACGCGUACCAGAACCAACUGAGGAACGGUACCGCGACGCCGAACAGGCCUAGCAGCGCAAGAGGCGAACCCAGUCGAAACGAUCAGGACUUACUUCAAGAAUACGGAUUGCACUUCAACAGCUUUCAAAGUUGCGACUCGUUUAGCGGUAGCGUAAAUAAAGUCAAUUCGCAAAGUCAAUGGACUAAAUUUGAAUGAGAGUGGUGACCGUAGAUCGUCGGUAGUGUGAAUUCAGAGAUUUGCAACCUAGUCGAGUUGUGGGGAUUUUUUACUGAGUUUUAUUGUUUAUAUUUUAUUGUGUUUUCCCCUUCAAUCACUUAUCUCUAUUUUCUGAGAUUAUAUAUUCAAAUAAUUGCGUAAUUUUUUAAGCAUGUGCAAAAUUAUUUAAAAAGUUUUAUUAUACACUGAUUUUAAUAGUUUAAUUAUUGUUUUGAUUGUCCUUUAUAUAAUUUAAUUGAAAUAGAUAUUUUAAAGUUGUUGCAGAUAAGCACAAAACUCUGUUACUUUAGGUGACAUUAUCAGUACCUAAAUUAAAUCAAAAUAAGGCUCUUUAUUUAAUUGGAAUUAUCAUAUAGUAAUUAGCUGUGAUAUCUAUAAAAAACACGAUUUUUAAAUUUACAUUGUGUAAUUUUUUAAUAAAUUUAUUUUGUUAAUUUGCACAAUUAUAAUUAAUAAAUGAUAUUAAUUAUA